UGGAUAGGUGUAUCUAUCCUAGCUUUAACUAGCGCAGCUAAAAAUAGCAGAGAGGACCUACUUGUGCAGGCUUCAGCACCAAGCUGUACAAGUACACCAAGGAGCCUGAGUAUGUACUCAAGUUGCUAACCUGCGCUGAAGCUCAUGCUGCCAUAGCUUCACUGCUAUUUUUAGCUGUGCUAGCUUGAUUAAAGCUAGGAUGGUUAUAUCAACCCAUGCUGCAAUCACACCUCCAACCACAGAGGACUGGGGUUUGAAAUACUCUGUCUGCUAUUCAUAAUGGUUUGAGUGUUUUUGCCACUACACUGAAGAUUUUCUUGUCAACACCAUGUUUUUAUACAUCUCAUCAACAUUGUCUGCAUUUUACUGCAUCCACCAACACCUUUUUUUUAAAAAGAUACCUGAGGAAAAAAUCCUGUGAGUUCUGACCAUUUGCUUACUGGGAAGUUCCUCCUCAGACUCAGCCCAAAACAAAUGAUGUCAUCAGAGACCUGCCUUCCAGGUCACUGCAUCUUCAUGAAACUGAUCAUUACCUUGAUAACCCCUACUCAGUUGUGCUGCAGAAGUGUUAGACCUUGGCACUUAGCUGGAGAAUUGAGACGUGGAGCUUCAGAAGCCUUCAGAAGAGAUGUAAAUGCCUAACAAAUGGACAUUGCUUCAUGGGCAUUACAGAGGUAAUGAGCAGAUGCCUGCCAAUGACAGGAGAUGCAGCCUUGCUGUCUGUCAUUGCUUUGGAGAGCCUCCAGAAAGCAUGAGCCAAGCUUUUUGGAUGAGAACUAAAGUGCUGGGAUGGAACGUUGUCUCUGAACUGCUACAGGGAGAAACAAGUAUGUAAUGAGCCAAUGGAUGAAGGCAUACAUGGAGAUAAGAUUGGGAUCCGACUCUACUAUGAUAAAACCACAGAUCACUGUAAACCAUUUGCAUACAGAGGUGCUGGUGGGAAUGGGAAUCGCUUCUUCACUGACAGGCAGUGUAUGAAGACAUGCUCUACAUUAGCUGAACAAAUCUAUCCAGAUGAUGACCGUGUUUGCCUCUUGGAGAAGGAUCUUGGACAUUGUAAAGGAACCUACUUGUUGUGGUAUUUUGAUCAUGCGCUGAAGAAGUGUAGGACUUUCAUUUAUGGAGGUUGUGCAGGAAAUGGAAAUAGAUUUGUUAAUGAGACAACAUGUUGCCAGAAGUGUGCUCAGGCUCCUGCAUGUGAACGAACAGGAAAGGAAGAUGAAGGGCCUGAUGUAGGCUUGGUGCUUGGAAUCACUGUGGGAUGUACUACAGCAGUUAUCUUGGUAUCUGAACUCGCCAUAUUCCUUCAGAAAAUAGUGAAGAAAUAUUCAACCAGAGAAAAGAAGCAAAAUAACCCCCUGGCUAAUAUAGAAAUGUACUAACCAGAAAGAAAAACCUUCUUAUUUCCUUGGAUUAAUGCAGUGAAUUCCUUGAUUUGUAUCAUAUGGCUUUGUUAUAUGAAAUAUUGUUUAUACUUUCUAAAGAACCUAUAAAAUGCAUACUGGGAUUUGUAAAUCCUAUUCAUCCGGUCCAGUGUAUGGGGGAGUUCUCAUCCCAUUUGAGGGACAUAUAUAAGAAACCCCAUAGCUUAGUGUCAGAAUGCACUAGUGGUAACUUAACUCAAAAUACUAUAUCUCUGAACUAAAUCCUGCUUUUAGCUACACAGCUGGAAAUGAAGAAUAACUCCACUAAGCUUAGUCUAAAUUGUUUAUGAUGUUGUGGGUAACUGGACCAUAUGUGCAUUUAGUGAGUCUGUUCCCGCCCCCCUUCAUGCACGUGCAGAAUUUCCAUUAAUGUUAAUUAGAGUUACUUGUGUGGGACAGCAAGACUAUGUUCUCCCAAGACUUCUUGUGGUUCAGUAGUGCACUGUAUUAGAUGCUUUCCAAACUCUUCACCAGAGAGUCUUUACUGAGAUGUUAGUUCCAACAUCAUCUGCAUUAUUAAAUGGUGCUGUAACACUUAAGUCACCUGCUGUACCUGUGCCAAUUGUCCAUGUGCAGUGCAGAAUGCAGCCAAAAAAUGAGAGAGAGCCAAGGAAUGCAAGGCUCAGAAGUACUGGAAUGAAACAGGCAAUCUUCUGAUCUUUACUGCCCCCAUUAUUACAAUGCUCAGCGUUGCAUGUUACUGUAGAACAAUGGUUCCCAAACUUGUUCCACCGCUUGUGCAGGGAAAGCCCUUGGCGGGCCGGGCUGGUUUGUUUACCUGCCGCGUCCGCAGGUUCGGCCGAUCAUG
Messenger RNA from Dermochelys coriacea (leatherback sea turtle), 2232 nucleotides. RefSeq names its product kunitz-type serine protease inhibitor bitisilin-3-like. Lineage: Eukaryota; Metazoa; Chordata; Testudines; Dermochelyidae. Gene Ontology annotation, molecular function: serine-type endopeptidase inhibitor activity. Bases 843 to 1382 code for a protein of 179 amino acids. The record is from RefSeq and is a predicted model, not a curated record. The transcript is spliced from 8 exons.